Lolium rigidum is the source of this 3816-nucleotide messenger RNA. RefSeq lists its product as uncharacterized. Bases 359 to 3646 code for a protein of 1095 amino acids. The record is from RefSeq and is a predicted model, not a curated record. NCBI's taxonomy places the organism in Eukaryota, Viridiplantae, Streptophyta, Magnoliopsida, Poales, Poaceae. The transcript is spliced from 18 exons. Gene Ontology annotation, molecular function: hydrolase activity, acting on ester bonds.
UUCCUUUUGCAGAGCAGAGUGGCUGUGGCUCCCAUCGUUUCCGCGCCGCCGCCCGUCGCCUCCAAAUCUCCGCCAUUCUCCCAACCAUCCCCUGAUCCCACCCCACCCCGGCCUCCUCCUCCCCGGAGGCCCCUCGCGUCGGCCGGAGACUCGGCCGCGGAGCAGAACGAGCCGUGGAUCGUGGCAUUUGACCAGGGAAUCGCCCGUCUCCACAGGCCUCCCCGGAUCCCGAGCCCAAGAUCCCCUCUUCUCCCCGCACCCCGGCUCUGCUCAAAUCUCGGUCUCCUCUGCAGCUCGAUGCCAAGUUCCUGACCAAGAUUAGUGGAUUUUUCGCAUUGAUCGAUCCCCGGCCAGUCCCAUGGGUGGAUUCGGCGGCAACUGCCGGCUGGGGUCCGUGCUCUUCUUCUCCGCCUGGAUCACGCUCGCCGCCCUCAACAGGCUGCUGCGGCCGGCGCCCAACGGGUGCCAGAUGACCUACAUGUACCCGACCUACAUCCCGAUCUCCACGCCCAAGAACGUCUCCUCCGACAGGUACGGGCUCUUCCUGUACCACGAGGGGUGGAAGAAGAUCGACUUCGACGAGCACGUCAGGAAGCUCGACGGCGUGCCGGUGCUGUUCAUCCCCGGCAACGGCGGAAGCUACAAGCAGGUUCGCUCGUUGGCUGCAGAAUCUUUUCGGGCAUAUCAAAAUGGUCCACUUGAGCCAUCCUUCUAUCGGGAAGCAUCUAGUACGUCUGAACUGGAAGACUUCUCCCUUCCAUCACGAUAUGGCUGUAUGCUGGAUUGGUUUGCUGUUGAUCUUGAAGGAGAGCACUCGGCAAUGGAUGGUCGCAUACUCGAGGAGCAUACGGAACAUGUUGUCUAUGCCGUCCAUAGGAUCCUUGAUCAAUACAAGGAGUCUCAUGUAGCGAGAGCAAACGACGGCGGUCGAUCUACUGGCAACUUGCCAUCUAGUGUUAUACUAGUUGGACAUUCAAUGGGUGGUUUUGUAGCUCGAGCAGCUCUUGUCCACCCAGGCUUAAGGAAAGCAGCAGUCGAAACUAUACUAACGCUCUCCAGCCCACACCAGUAUCCUCCUGUUGCUCUGCAGCCAUCUCUGGGUCAGUUUUUCUCCCAUGUCAAUGAACAAUGGAGAGAUGGGUACAUGACAGGAGAAUCACGUACAAGCAGUCCAAAACUCUCAAAUGUGGUAGUUGUUUCUGUAUCAGGCGGCAUCCAUGAUUAUCAGGUUAGGUCAAGGUUGGCCUCAUUGGAUGGCAUUGUACCUUCUACUCAUGGCUUUAUGGUAGGAAGCUCCAGUGUGAAGAAUGUUUGGCUGUCCAUGGAACAUCAAUCUAUCCUAUGGUGUAAUCAAUUAGCUGUACAGGUUGCACACACUCUUCUUAGCAUGAUAGAUCCCGUGGACCGACAGCCAUAUUUUAGCUCACAAAAAAGAGUUUUCGUGUUUGCAAAAAUGCUCCAGAGCGCAGUUCCUCAAUCUUUGAGCUGGAUGAAUCGUGUUUCAGGUUCUCAAUCUUCCAAUCUUCUCUCAAGUGAUACCAGGGAUGCUGGUGAAUUGCAGCGAAAUGAUUCACGAUUUUGCCCACCAUCUGCUCAAUGGACAAGUGAUGGCCUUGAAAAGGACCUGCACAUUCCGUCAAAUUUGGUUACCGUUUUAGCAAUGGAUGGCAGGAGAAGAUGGUUAGAUAUUAAAAAGCUGGGUUCAAAUGGAAAAGGACACUUUGUUUUUGUUACAAAUCUUGCUCCAUGUUCUGGAGUGAGGAUUCACCUGUGGCCAGAAAAGCAUCAUUCAUCCAUCCAAAAUGAGAUACCUGCCAGUAAAAAGAUAGUUGAGGUCACUUUGAAGAUGGUUCAAAUCCCAGCAGGACCUGCACCAAAACAGGUAGAACCUGGGAGCCAAACUGAGCAACCGCCUCCUUCUGCAUUUCUUCUGCUAAGUCCAGAAGACAUGAGUGGUUUCCAUUUCAUGACUAUAUCGGUGGCAUCACGACCGAUGAUUUCAGGCAGACCUCCCCCAGCAGCUUCUAUGGCAGUGGGCCAGUUCUUUAAUCCAGCGGAAGGAACAAGUGCACUUUCUGUUGCCAAGAUUGUCCGCUCUAGCUAUGCUUCUGAAGAAAUAUUUUUGAAGGAGGAUCACCCAUUGGCUUUAACCUUGUCGUUUUCUGUCAGUCUUGGUCUUCUACCUGUUAUAUUAUCACUGGGAACUACUGGAUGUGGAAUAAAAAACAUUGGAGACCAAAUGGAAGCUGAUAAAAACAACCUUUGUAAAUUAAGGUGCUUCCCACCUGUUGCACUGGUUUGGGAUUCUGUAUCAGGCCUACACAUCAUUCCGAAUAUCUAUUCUGCGACUGUAGUGGUUGAUUCAUCACCUGCUACUUGGGAUUCAGAUCAAGGGGCUGAGAGAACUACUGUGCUAGUUCUGGCUGAUCCGCAUUGCUCAUACAAAGUCACUCUCCGUGCUUCACUUGGUGCUGCAACGAGCAGGUUCUUUUUGUUGUACAUGUCUGAGAUUCUUGGUUUCAUGAUUGCUGUAGUACUGUUUGGCCUGAUGCGGCAAUCAUCAGCAUGGGAGCGUGAUUGUUCUGUGCCAUCUAUUUUGUCAGCUAUAGAGAUGAACCUGAAACUGUCAAGCCCAUGGAUGUUCCUUUGCUUCACGCCAAUACUUCUAUUCCUUGCCUUUUUGUUUCUCACUACAGGGCAAAACCCUCGAUUUGGGACCUUCUUGUUUGUUACGGUGAUCUGCUAUAUAAUUGCUAAUGGUUUCACCAUUUUGCUGAUACUUUGUUCGAAACUGAUUCUGUAUGUCGCGGCUAUUCUACAUGUCUUCGUCAAAAGACGUUGGCAAUCAUGGGAGGACGGUACCCAAUCUCCAUUUAUUCGCCAGUUUCUCGCUUUCUCAUUCUCAUUUCAAUCUCUCAAGAUUGUGCAGAUGACUAAGAACAAUACAAAUAUAGUUGUAGCAUUUGCUACAAUUUCUCUUGUCUGCUUUGUUCAUCCUGCAAUUGGUCUUGGCCUAUUACUUCUUUCACAUUCGCUCCAUGCUCAUUCAGCACUCUGCAGUUUCUUGGGAGCUUCGUUUCGUAAUAUCGCUCAGAAAAAGGGCCUCUAUAAAUCCAAGAUGGGUAAUAAUCCUAUUCUACUAUCCAAAAGUAAACCAGAUGGGAUCGAGCAACUCCUGCCAAUGGAUGAUAGCCCAACCGCUGCUAAAAGCUUUACUGACAGCCAGCUAGAAGUGUUCGAUUGUCGGCAUGGGAUCAUGAUUCUGCAUCUUCUAGCUACGCUCAUGUUUGUGCCUUCGCUUGUUGCUUGGCUACAGAGAAUCGGAGUAGGCCCGAGAUUUCCCUGGUUUGUGGAUUCUGCAAUUUGUGUGGGUGUUAUUCUGCAUGGCCUUUUCGGAGCGCAACCAAGUGCCAGCUGUAUGUCUUUCACGUUACCUGGAAGGAGAAGAUACGAAGUCGGGCCGAGCUUUCUUUACCUCCUUGGUGGCUAUUAUUCCUUCGUUAGCUCCAUGGCAUUGGCACCUUACAGAGCGCUAUAUGCGAUGGCUGUCAUUGGUUUCAUCUGUUUUGCCUCCAGAAUUCUUGAGAUCAGAGGUAAGAUGAGAGGUGAACAUAGCUCUAGAAAAAGGCACUGGCAUAGACACUAGCUUGGGAACUGAUUAAUUCUGUAAUGACGCUGCAAUACAUUAGUUUAUAAUAGCAGCUAUUAUUAUCAUUUUAGCUUUUGGUUGCGAACUAGGAAGAGCAUUGUUCUGCUUAUGAUGGGAUGCUGCGAAGUGUUGCCCUGAAUUUUGAGUUGAAUCAGAUUUUGUUGGUC